This is a messenger RNA of Xenopus tropicalis (tropical clawed frog), 2580 nucleotides long. RefSeq names its product Fc receptor-like protein 5. The transcript has 10 exons. Lineage: Eukaryota; Metazoa; Chordata; Amphibia; Anura; Pipidae. Bases 1 to 2580 code for a protein of 859 amino acids. The record is from RefSeq and is a predicted model, not a curated record.
AUGAGUAUAAAAAUCAAAAUGUUUAAUUGUGUGAUACAUUUAGAACUCUAUGUGCCUGCAGAAGGAGCUGUGAGACCUGUGAUUUCCCUCCAACCAAACUGGAGCCCUGUAUUGUAUGGUGAUACAGUAACCCUGAGCUGUAAUGUGGCUCCUACUGCCCAAGGGAACCUGGGAUAUUCCUGGUACAGGGAUGGAUACCAAAUUUCUGGGGAUCAGCAGAGCCUUGUCAUUCAGUCUGCCAGAGAGACAGACAGUGGGGAUUACCAGUGCCAGGCCGGUGCCAGUGAGAGAAGUGACGAAUUUAAAAUGGAUAUAAGAACAGGCUGGCUCGUUCUGCAGGCGCCCCCUGCUGUUCAUGAAGGGGACUCCCUGUCUCUCAGGUGCCACAGUGACAAUGAUGGGAGAAACAUUACUUUUUACAAGGACAAUAAGGCCAUUCAGUUGGCAGUCACUGGUUCUGCCUUGCAGAUUGGAAUAGUGAAUGUUAAGGCGUCUGGAAUAUACAGAUGUGAAAAACAAAUCUAUUCACAUUAUGGGUAUCGUAUGGUUACAGCUACAGAAACAGUUGCAGUCUCAGAGCUGUUUAGUUCCCCACAAACAAAAGUGAGCUCAGAUCAGGUGACAGAAGGAGAUCACAUGACCAUAACAUGUGACACAGAGCUCCGCCCACACAGAGAGACUACAGAGCUGCAGUUUGCUUUCUACAGAAAUGGGCACAAUGUGCAGGGAUUCAGUUUAUCCAACCAAUAUGGAGUCCCCUCAGCUCAGCUGGAGGAUUCUGGGAAUUAUACCUGUGAGGCACAGACUCCAACCGGCAGUGUGAGGAAGAGGAGCAACAUGGUGCAUAUCCACAUACAGGAGUUCUUCUCUUACCCACAAAUAAAAGUGAGGCCAGAUCAGGUGACAGAAGGAGAUCACAUGACCAUAACAUGUGACACAGAGCUCAGCCCACACAGAGAGACUACAGAGCUGCAGUUUGCUUUCUACAGAAAUGGGCACAAUGUGCAGGGAUUCAGUUUAUCCAACCAAUAUGGAGUCCCCUCAGCUCAGCUGGAGGAUUCUGGGAAAUAUACCUGUGAGGUACAAACUCCAACCGGCAGUGUGAGGAAGAGGAGCAGAGAGGCACAAAUUUACAUAGGAGAGCUGUUCACUGUCUCACAACUAAAUGUGAGCCCAGAUCAGGUGACAGAAGGAGAUCACGUGACCAUAACAUGUGACACAGAGCUCCGCCCACACAGAGAGACUACAGAGCUGCAGUUUGCUUUCUACAGAAAUGGGCACAAUGUGCAGGGAUUCAGUUUAUCCAACCAAUAUGGAGUCCCCUCAGCUCAGCUGGAGGAUUCUGGGAAUUAUACCUGUGAGGUACAGACUCCAACCGGCAGUGUGAGGAAGAGGAGCAACAUGGCGCAUAUCCACAUACAGGGAGCUGCUGUGAGACCUGUGGUUUCCUUCUCCCCAAACUGGACCCCAAUAUUCCCAGGAGAGUCUGUAACUCUGAGCUGUAAUGUGGCUCCUACUGCCCAAGGGAACCUGAGAUAUUCCUGGUACAGGGAUGGACAGCGGAUACCUGGGGAUCAGCAGACACUUGUCAUUCAGGCUGCCAGAGAGACGGACAGUGGGGAUUACCAGUGCCAGGCCGGUGCCAGUGAGAGAAGUGACCCUGUUACAUUGGAUAUUAAGUCUGAUCUGCUCAUCCUGCAGGCGCCCCCUGCUGUUCAUGAAGGGGACUCCCUGUCUCUCAGGUGCCACAGUCGGCCUGGAUAUGAUACAAGGAACACAGUAUUUUACAUGGGUGAUAAGAUCAUUCAGACCCCAGACACUGUGUUACAGAUAGGAAAAGUUAAUGCUACUGCAUCUGGCACAUACGGAUGUAUGAAAGAUAUAUAUUAUAAUUCUGAGUUUCAGACAACUCAUGCGGAACUUGUCAUCAGAGUCGCAGAGCUGUUCACUGUCCCACAAAUCCAAGUGAGGCCAAAUCAGGUGACAGAAGGAGAUCACAUGACCAUAACCUGUGACACAAAGCUCAGCCCACACAGAGAGACUACAGAGCUGCAGUUUGCUUUCUACAGAAAUGGGCACAAUGUGCAGGGAUUCAGUUUAUCCAACCAAUAUGGAGUCCCCUCAGCUCAGCUGGAGGAUUCUGGGAAUUAUACCUGUGAGGUACAAACUCCAACCGGCAGUGUGAGGAAGAGGAGCAGCAUGGCACAUAUCCACAUACAGGAGCUCUUCACUUACCCACAAAUCCAAGUGAGGCCAAAUCAGGUGACAGAAGGAGAUCACAUGACCAUAACAUGUGACACAGAGCUCAGCCCACACAGAGAGACUACAGAGCUGCAGUUUGCUUUCUACAAAAAUGGGCACAAUGUGCAGGGAUUCAGUUUAUCCAACCAAUAUGGAGUCCCCUCAGCUCAGCUGGAGGAUUCUGGGAAUUAUACCUGUGAGGUACAGACUCCAACCGGCAGUGUGAGGAAGAGGAGUAACAUGGUGCAUAUCCACAUACAGGGUUUGAUCAAGUCCCAUGGAAAGCUUCCAAAGCCAGACAUGGAAGGCAUCAAAGCCAGAAAGAUUUUCGUGGCUUAA